This is a messenger RNA of Mycosarcoma maydis (corn smut), 1197 nucleotides long. RefSeq names its product TOR complex subunit LST8. NCBI's taxonomy places the organism in Eukaryota, Fungi, Basidiomycota, Ustilaginomycetes, Ustilaginales. Gene Ontology annotation, biological process: regulation of actin cytoskeleton organization; TOR signaling. Gene Ontology annotation, cellular component: TORC2 complex; TORC1 complex. The record is from RefSeq and is a predicted model, not a curated record. Gene Ontology annotation, molecular function: protein binding. Bases 1 to 1197 code for a protein of 398 amino acids. The transcript is spliced from 2 exons.
AUGGCAGCACGCAGGGCACCAGCUCGGAUGCCAACUCAGACGCGCUCUCCACCUACAAGUGCAGCCGAGGUGCAUCAGCAGCAUCAAGCGGCACAGGCGGCCGCAGCAACACAACAAUCUCCACAACAAGACGCGCUCUCGGUCCUCCUCGUCACCGCCGGCUACGACCACACCAUUCGCUUCUGGGAAGCAUGGUCUGGCAUCUGCUCUCGUACGAUUCAACAUCCCGAUUCGCAGGUCAACCGUCUGUCCAUCAGCCCGGAUAAGCGUUUCUUGGCGGCAGCGGCCAACACGCACAUUCGACUGUACGACUGUUCAAUAGCUUCUUCCUCGAGCAUCGCCGCUGCGAAUGCUGCUGCUGGUGGAUCAGCAGCAGGCGGGUCGGGUACAAACAACAUCGGUGCGCCAGCCCAGCCCAUUGCAACGCUCGAAGGGCAUACGGGCAACGUGACGGGCAUCGCGUGGCACUGCGAUAUGCAAUGGCUCGUUUCAGGAGGCGAAGAUGGCUUGCUCAAGAUUUGGGACCUGCGCACAUCGCGUGCGACUCGCAUCUACGACCACAGAGGACCUGUCAACGAUGUGGUCGUUCAUCCGAACCAGGGUGAACUGGUCAGCUGCGACCAAAAUGGAAGUGUAAAAGUAUGGGAUCUCGGACAGAAUGGAUGCAGUCACGAACUGGUACCGGAAGAAGGCGUGCCCAUUCGAUCCGUGACGGUAGCUGCAGACGGAAGCUGCUUGGUUGCGGGUAACAACACGGGCAAAGUGUAUGUCUGGAGGUUCAUCAAUGGCGUUUACGAUGCACAGCAAGCGGGGCAACCGCCAUCACCAGCAGGAGGCGCAGGAGACUUCACCGAGCUACAACCGGUGACCACUUUCCAAGCACACGAAAAGUAUCUCACCAGGGUGUUGCUCAGUCCUGAUGUUCGACACCUGGCAACAUGUUCAGCAGACGCAACGGUCAAGAUCUGGUCGACCUCGCGCUACGAAUUCGCGCUGGAAAAGACACUCGUGGGCCACCAACGCUGGGUGUGGGAUGCAGCAUUUAGUGCCGAUUCCGCCUACCUCGUCACUGCUUCUUCAGACCAUGUGGCGAGGUUAUGGGAGUUGGCGUCCGGUGAGACUGUGAGACAGUACAAUGGCCAUCAUAGAGCUGCGGUGUGUGUCGCGCUGAACGAUGCUUCGCUGGGUGGGCCAUGA